Nicotiana tabacum (common tobacco) is the source of this 1745-nucleotide messenger RNA. RefSeq names its product actin-1. Lineage: Eukaryota; Viridiplantae; Streptophyta; Magnoliopsida; Solanales; Solanaceae. The record is from RefSeq and is a predicted model, not a curated record.
UUAUUUGCAUUGAUACGCGUCUAGAAUAGAAGAUAUACAGAGUUUUGGAUUCUUGAUUCGCUCUUUCUCACUCUCCUAAUAUUCUCUGCCCUUUUUAACUAGGCUAGAAAAGGGUCCUCUGUUUCUCUUAAACUCCUUAUACUCUGCCCUUUUUAACUAGUCUCCUAAUAUUCUCUGCCCUUUUUAACUAGGCUAGAAAAGGUUCCUCUGUUAACUCCUUAUACUGAAGUAGCAACUAAAGGGUUCACUUUUAUCAAAGUUAUACUUGUAAAAUCAUAUUUGUAGCUCUUACAAGAUGGCUGAUGUUGAGGAUAUUCAACCACUUGUUGUUGACAAUGGAACUGGAAUGGUCAAGGCUGGUUUUGCUGGGGAUGAUGCUCCAAGGGCUGUUUUUCCAAGUAUAGUUGGUCGUCCUCGUUACACUGGCGUCAUGGUUGGAAUGGGACAAAAAGAUGCCUAUGUUGGUGAUGAAGCUCAGUCUAAAAGAGGUAUUUUGACUCUAAAAUAUCCGAUUGAACACGGCAUAGUAAGCAACUGGGAUGAUAUGGAGAAAAUAUGGCAUCACACAUUUUACAAUGAGCUCCGUGUUGCUCCCGAGGAGCAUCCCCUUCUUCUGACAGAGGCACCGCUUAACCCUAAGGCAAACCGAGAGAAAAUGACUGAAAUCAUGUUCGAGACAUUCAAUGUGCCAGCCAUGUAUGUCGCGAUCCAGGCUGUUCUCUCUCUGUAUGCUAGUGGUCGUACAACUGGCAUUGUGCUUGACUCUGGUGAUGGUGUGAGCCACACUGUCCCUAUCUACGAGGGAUAUGCACUUCCCCAUGCUAUCUUGCGGUUAGAUCUUGCUGGUCGUGAUCUUACAGAUUAUCUCAUGAAGAUUCUCACGGAGAGAGGUUAUUCAUUUACCACUGCUGCUGAACGUGAGAUUGUUCGUGAUUUGAAGGAGAAGCUUGCAUAUGUUUCUCUGGUUUUUGAGCAGGAGCUUGAGACUUCAAAGAAUAGCAAGGAUGUCGAGAAGAGCUAUGAGCUUCCAGAUGGGCAAAUAAUCACAAUUGGCGCGGAGAGGUUCCGCUGUCCUGAGGUCCUCUUCCAGCCAUCAUUUAUCGGAAUGGAAGCAGUUGGAAUUCAUGAAACAACCUACAACUCAAUCAUGAAGUGUGAUGUGGAUAUUAGGAAAGAUUUAUAUGGAAACGUUGUGCUUAGUGGUGGCUCAACUAUGUUUCCAGGGAUAACAGAUCGUAUGAACAAGGAAAUCAGUGCUCUUGCUCCAAACAGCAUGAAGAUUAAGGUUGUUGCACCACCUGAGAGGAAGUACAGCGUCUGGAUUGGAGGAUCAAUUCUAGCUUCCCUCAGUACUUUCCAACAAAUGUGGAUAACAAAGGGCGAGUAUGAUGAAUCUGGUCCUGCAAUUGUCCACAGGAAGUGCUUCUAAGAGUGGUUAUGGACAGUUGGUUAUAGUUUUCUCGUAAUCAGAGGUUUAUCAGUUGUGUGGAAUGUGAAUUUCCUUGCCUUUGUUGAACAAUAUUUACAAGAAUUAUAUUUAAGUCGUCGUAGGCUUUCCGUUCCAGGUUUUGGUAACAGAAGGGUAGUUCUAUGUUUUAAUGCUUUGGACUCUACAUGGGUUGGGAUUGCACUUUUUUUUAGCUUUGAAGAUGUUGAAAAAAAAGCUGAUGUUAUCCAAUUGAAUGCGUAGAUUCUUGCACAUACUUAUCUAUUUUGAAAUUAACUGCAAACCAGUUUUGAGGUGA